Paramuricea clavata is the source of this 473-nucleotide messenger RNA. Lineage: Eukaryota; Metazoa; Cnidaria; Anthozoa; Malacalcyonacea; Plexauridae. The record is from the annotation of a GenBank genome assembly.
UGCAUGGCGGAGAAAUUGACGUGGUUCGAGUUUUCGAUGAAAACGUGAAGUUAACAGAAGAAAAAAUGAGAGGAUACCUAAAGGAAGCAGAUCUGGAAGAGCAAGGAUUCAUCAAAACUGUGGAAGUCUCCACUGAAACUGACGAAAACGGCAGAAUCACAAGAAAAAGAACAAUUUACUACAGAAAGACAGAUGAUUGCUCACGAGUCAUGUUUUGGGAAAGUAUUUUGGAACAACGCUUGCCGAAGGGAUUGAGAAAUUCAAAACUCGCUUCAACCACCGUGAAAGAGGUCCAAAGUCGCAUCGGUGACCGCAAAACAAAGAGCUGUACCGUCGGUUUGGAAAUCCAUCCAAAUCGAUGUGCAAAAGAAUUUCCAGGUGGCAACAAUGUGAGCAAACGUCGUAUGGCAAGGGGUGUUUGUAGCUGGUGGUGUUUUUUCUGCCGGAGUGCCACCGUGGUUUAUGAUGAUUAA